GUCGGGUUCUCUGUGGUGGUACAUGUAUGUCAUAAGGAUGUCCUACGGUCAAGCCAUCAGAAAUCGGGUUGAUGCAUUACCAUAUUCUCUUAAGUAUGGGGCUCAUGCAAGAAGCUCCACUAUACUAACAGCAAAAGGAGAAUAAAUCUGGAAUGGGAUGCUCAACAAGCAUAUGUUGGUGUGAUUGGCCAGGUGCCCACAUACUUUUGGGAAUAUGUUGUAGUGUAUCUCCAGUUAGACAAGGAUCAAGGUUGCUUUUUAAGCGAGGGUUUGAAACUGCUAGUUUAAAGGAUAUAGCCAGAGUUAAGAAAGAAGCUGAGGAUCAAUUGCUUCUGGAAGAAUCUGUUUGAGGAAAUGUGCAGAUAACUGAACUUUUGUUUGUUCAGUUGGACAGUUUACCCAAAUAUGUCAGCUGAUCAUGAGCCCAACACAAAUUUUGUACCUUCAUGGUUUGCUGAAAAGAAUGACUUGUUCACAAACAAAAUAUAUCUAUCCAUCACAUUAUUACCACAAAGUUAGGUUUUAGCGUGUGCCACAUCAAUACAACUACACAUGUCCAAAUAAUAACAUGGAAAUAAUAACAUGGCGCAUGUCAGAUGCCUCAGUUCACAGAAAGUACAAAGGCAUCUUGGUGUUGUAUCUGAAAAUGUGUUAUCAAUUAUUGUGAAAGUAUUUGCAUCAUGGUAUGUUAAUAAAUCUAUCAUCCUAUCUUGCAGGUGAGAAUGUGGCCAGGCCUGCCCUGCCAAGACAGGUUUGCUCAUUGGGUAAAAGAAGUUAAUAUGCAAGCAUACAUGGACAAGCUCAUUCCCCGGCACCUCACCUACACCUAGGUACCUUGAGGUGAAUAGGAACCUGUUGAUGGAGUGGGUUGGUAUUAGGGAUGCAACAGUUUUUUGAUUGUAUUCGUACCGUUCGGUACGCCCAGCACGGUUCGGUACGCGUAGGCGAACCGCGGUAUUUCGGUAAGCGCGACAUUAAACUUUAAUUUUUAAUACAAAGUCAUUGCUCAUGUAUUCUGUGUAGCGUACAAUACACAAGAGUGCUUAGGACCCCGGGGAAGCGGUUUCUCCCUUUAAGCCCUGCCCACAAAGAAACAAGAGCCAAUCAGAUUUUCAGAAUUUUCCCUUGAGCCUAUCAGCACUCAGAAACAGAUGCCAGGGAAGUAAAAGAGGAAUGCGUGUGUUCUAGUAGCACUUUGAAUCAUGGCGAGUGGACAAGAAGACGAGAGAUUAAACUUUGAAGAGGCACCAUCUUCGUUCAAAUCCACAGUGUGGAGUCAUUUUGGCUUCAGUGUUAAGUAUGACGAACAAGGCACAAAGACAGUCAGCAAGCAAAACACGGUCUGCAAACACUGUUUUGCAACGCUUGGCUACUCAUCAGGUAACACAUCCAACAUGAUGGCACACCUGUGUCGCAAUCACCUGGGCAUAAACUUAAGUGGAACAAGACCUAUCACCAAAACACAACAAUCCAUCCCAGUUGCCUUCCAACAGCAAUAUUCAACCCAUUCCGAAAAACACAAAAGCAUAACUCAUGGAAUUGGCGUGUACAUAGCCAAAGACAUGCAGUCAUACUCUGUAGUUAACGAUCGGGGAUUUCGUUUUUUGAUGAAGCUGGUCGAACCCCAAUAUAGCAUUCCCUCCCGCACACAUUUCAGCGAUAAAAUAAUCCCAGAACUUUACAAGGUGUCUCGGAUUGAAGUUGAGAGCGAAUUGCGACAAGCCCAAUUCCUCGCUCUUUCUACCGAUAGUUGGACAUCUAGAGGGACUACAAGCUACCUCACUGUCACUGUUCACUUCGUAGCAGAUUGGGAGAUAAAAUGCUAUGUGCUACAGUACAAACUCGUCCAGUUUACGAGAGUCACACAAGCCCUCAUUUGGCACAUGAGCUCAUGCAAGCAGUCACUGAAUGGAAACUAGAGAGAGCAAAUGUCACCAUUCCAGUCACUACGGACAAUGCUCCAAAUAUAGUGAAUGCCAUCCGUGAUACCCGUGUUUUUGGACCACACGUUGCUUGUUUUGCGCACACACUAAAUCUCGCAGCAAAGAAGGCUGUUGCCCUCAGUGCAGUGUCACGCAUCCUGGGGAUGAUCAGAAGAGUGGUGACAUUUUUCCACAAAAGUACCACGGCUGCCCACGUUUUGACCAAGAAACAACAAAUGCUUAGCAUACCAGAGCACAAACUUAUUCAUGACGUUCCAACUCGUUGGAAUACAGCACAUGACAUGCUUGAGUGGUAUUUGGAGCAGCAACCUGCCAUAUUCUCUGCCUUGCUAGACGAAACUGUGAGGAAAAUGCACAAAGACAUGGCCAUGCUCACCGACAGUGAGAUGAAGCUUGCAGAAAGGCUGAUACAGUUGCUUAACCCACUGAAAAAAAUGACCACACUGAUGAGCAGUGAAUCAAAUGCCACUUCAUCUAUGAUUCUCCCUCUUAAGACAAGGACUCUGCGAUCCAUGACACCAGAUCCACAAGACUGUCCAACCAUCAGGGAAGGCAAGCUAGCCAUCACAUCAGACUUGGAGAAAAGAUAUACAGAUCCAGAUCUAAUAGAUUACUUGCACAGAGCUACUGCUGUCGACCCCAGGUUCAAGUCAUUGCCGUUUCUUGAUGGAGCUGUCUGUGACCAAGUCUUCAAAAGCCUCAUUACAGAAAUUGUGGAGCAUGAACAGCAGAAUGAAGGUAUGCAAGCAGGGCCAUCUACAGAGAAAGAGCCACCAUCAUCAGUGUCCCCUCCUCAGAAGAAGACUGCAAUGUCAGAGUUAUUUGGGGACCUUUACACAGAUGAGCAGCACACCAAACCAUUUUCACUUACCAUUGAGAUGGAGAUAUCCUUAUACAGAGCAGCAGAUUCCCUUCAUGUGGACGCUGAUCCUUUUCAAUGGUGGAAAUUAAAUCAGUUCAAGUUUCCCCAUCUCUCAAAGCAUGCACAAAAGUAUCUCUGUGUCCCUGGUACAUCUGUGUCUAGUGAGAGAGUUUUCUCUACUGCAGGUGAUAUUGUGAAUGCAAGCCGUUCCCGUCUUUGCCCAGAGAAUGUUGACAUGCUGAUCUUUUUACAGAAGAACAUGAAAAUAAAGGAAUAGGGCAUUCUUCAUAGGAUAUUCACUUGAUAUUGCACUUUUUUUGAAAAUCUACAUUUUUAUUUGACAAGUGGUUGGCCACAGUCUGUGAUAGUUUCAUUUAUGUGUUUUUUUGUCUUAAGUUGUGUGGGUGACAGUAUUCAGGUGACUUUACUGCAUUGCUGCCCUUUACUGUAUUUUAUG
Neoarius graeffei (lesser salmon catfish) is the source of this 3262-nucleotide messenger RNA. Its product is annotated as E3 SUMO-protein ligase ZBED1-like. The record is from RefSeq and is a predicted model, not a curated record. The transcript is spliced from 2 exons. The coding region runs from base 1820 to 3082 and encodes 420 amino acids. Gene Ontology annotation, molecular function: protein dimerization activity. NCBI's taxonomy places the organism in Eukaryota, Metazoa, Chordata, Actinopteri, Siluriformes, Ariidae.